Molecule: messenger RNA, 1811 nt
Organism: Actinia tenebrosa (Australian red waratah sea anemone)
Lineage: Eukaryota; Metazoa; Cnidaria; Anthozoa; Actiniaria; Actiniidae
Product: ETS translocation variant 4
Biological process (GO): cell differentiation; regulation of transcription by RNA polymerase II
Cellular component (GO): nucleus
Molecular function (GO): DNA-binding transcription factor activity, RNA polymerase II-specific; sequence-specific DNA binding
Source: RefSeq, a predicted model, not a curated record
GACCUUCAUUUAAAAACUAUAAACUCUUGGACGGUUCUGGUCUAAACGAGAGUGGGCAAAGAAACGGGUUAGCGAAACUGUAUCAAAAUUGUUCGUGACUUACCGAACGGACUUCCGCGUAGGUGAUUCAAAUAUUUAUCAUGGCUAGCACGACAUCCUUUCAAGAUGACAAAGACAUUGAAGUUCGUGUGAAGUCAGAGCAACGUGAUGAAGUACCCAAAUCAGACAUGGUUGACUCUAGCAAGAAACCUCGAUAUAAAAACACUGUUCACUUAUGGGAAUUUUUACUGGAACUUCUAUCUGAUGAAAGAUAUAACUCAAUUAUUGCAUGGAGUAGAAAGGAUCAUGGAGAAUUUAAACUAAAAAAUCAGGAAGAAGUUGCGAAGAGAUGGGGCAUCUUGAAGCAUAGAGCAGGAAUGAAUUACGAAAAACUAAGCAGAGCCAUUCGGUAUUAUUACCAGCAAGGAAUCAUACAAAAGGUACCAGGCCAAAGACUUGUCUAUAAAUUCGGUCAACUCCCCUAUGAGUUCAAACCAAGAAUAAACCGACUAAAAGCCAAAACGGAAAGUACUAGUCGAGUACCAUUUCAAGAGACUUUGAAAGCUGAAUCACCAGCAUUUUUACCUCUUACGUCACUCACUCCACCACCAGAGGCUGGGUAUUCUUACCCUGUGUUACCAAACUUAACCCGACCUAUCUGUAACUGUUGCUAUGACAACCGAUUCAGCCCGUGCACUGUGGGGAAGUUACAGGGUAGUCCAUUGAUAUUCCCGUCCAUAUCAAAUGGAUACACACUUCCUUUUACUACAGUGAGUCAUCUACAGCCACAUAUAUCUAGCCCUCCAAGAGCAAUACCUGUAUCUGUUAUUACAAGUACCCGCUCUUGAGAACCUAUUGACAUGACAACCUGUUGACAUGACAACCGUAUCAGGUGAAGAGCAGCACAGGUUACUUUGCAUCAUCAUCUGACAAAAGCUGAAACUAACAUGGACAGAUAAUUCAUCUAGAAUAUAUUAACACUAAAAUAAGCUGGACCCGUUUGAAAUAAUCAUUCAUGCUGGCUAUAUAUUUUAUAGUCUCGAAAUUUAUCGUAAAAUAAUUCAUCCGUUGAUCAUACGCGAGGCUUAACAUUUGAAACCAUUUUCGCCAUCCUGUUCCAUAUUUGAAAUCUUAAAAUUUUGGGAAUAGGGAUGACGAAAGAAAAGACUUGAAAGAUAAAGUAAUCUUUGCCUUAUAUUAUCCAUAUUACAUCAGAAGCAUAUUGCUUCGAGAGAUAAAAGUAUUGUCAGUAAAAUAAGCCCUCUUAACUUCUUGACUUUUUUCUUAAUAUACUUCAGUAAGCAGGAACUCACCUUGGUCCGUCUGACGUUGGGUUUAAAGCAGAUUGAGGCAUAUGACUGUUGAGACUUCACAUGGGAAAAUAACCAAGUUCAUUAUUUAAAAGUUUUUUUCCACCACCCACGAUUCGAAAACGAACUAUCAAUGAUCUUAUUUCUCUCUUAUUUAUCAUGACACUUGGUCGACUUUUUUAUAUUGUGAUUUAUUAGCUAAAAAAAUUAAAAAUAUAUGACGUGUCUUUUACAUUUGGGCUCUAAUAGCCAGACAUAUUCCGCAGAAAGCAUGUAUAGAUGUUUAUGUAUAUGGAAUUAUUUAUAUAUGGCAUGCCUAAAGUCACUAAAGCUGGAAGGCUAGUGCUUUUGAAAGACUUAAAAAAUAAUGAGUAUUUGAAGAGGGUUUGACUCAAUAGCCAUAGGCGAAUAAACUUGUGACCCUCAAAUAGAAUAUGAAAUAAAUCAAUUGAUAAAAGAAAA